CAUAUCAUUACAAGAUGAAGUGGAUACUCGCUUGCGCAUUUUUUGCUGUUGCUUUUGCAAUCAACCCAGAAGAAGCCGAAACAGAUCCCGAUGUCUUYGAGGGUGACAUGAUUCUGACACCAGAGCAGAAAAUGGCUGCCGUCAACGGUUGGGACGUCGAUGCUCCUCUUGGACGAGGAGGGAUCAAGAAUAAAAGAUGGCCUGGUGGAGUGUUUGUCUACCAAAUUGAUGGAGCUCUAGCUCGCAGUAGCAAAGCAAUGAAUGCAAUCAACGGAGCMUUYAGAGAAUGGUCCUCCAAGACUUGCAUCACAUUCAAGAAACGAACCAACGAAAGAGAUUAUGCUUACUUCCGCAUAGGAUCAGGUUGUUCCUCGUGGGUUGGUAGGAGCGGAGGUCGCCAAACUAUCAACUUGGCCAGCGGUUGCUGGUAUGUUGGUAUUGUGGCCCACGAGAUCGGUCACGCUCUCGGUUUCUACCACGAACAGUCACGCCCUGACCGUGACAAUUACGUCACUAUCAUGUGGAACAACAUUAUUGAGAAAAGCAAAUUCAACUUCAACAAGUACAAUCGUGGUACCAUCGACUCUCUUGGUACUCCCUACGACUAUGGAUCCGUCAUGCACUACGGCUCAAGGGCUUUCAGCAAAAAUGGCAGACCAACCAUCGUUGCCAAGCAAUCUGGAGUAACACUUGGACAAAGAAGAGGAUUGAGCGCCAUUGACGCCAAGCAAAUGAACUUGAUGUACAAGAGCGAAUGCAGUGGAGGUGGCGGAGGUGGAGGAUCCUCUUGUGUUAACAAUCACUCGCGCUGUGAUGAAUGGGCCCAACGUGGAGAGUGCAAGAAGAACCCCCGUUGGAUGUUGGUAAACUGCAAGAAGAGCUGCAAAGUUUGCUCAUAGAGAUUAAAUUGAAAUAAAGCUACUUGAAAAUGCAUUGAAAA
Messenger RNA from Exaiptasia diaphana, 940 nucleotides. Its product is annotated as zinc metalloproteinase nas-15. The coding region runs from base 15 to 899 and encodes 294 amino acids. Gene Ontology annotation, molecular function: metalloendopeptidase activity; zinc ion binding. NCBI's taxonomy places the organism in Eukaryota, Metazoa, Cnidaria, Anthozoa, Actiniaria, Aiptasiidae. The transcript is spliced from 8 exons. Gene Ontology annotation, biological process: proteolysis. The record is from RefSeq and is a predicted model, not a curated record.